AUGCAUCAACAACAUAACAGCAUCCAAGAGAAGGACAAGUUAACAAGCGAUCUUUGUAGGUCUUCCUUGUUGCGAAUUAUUCCCAAAGAAUGUUUUCAACCGAGUGCUUUGAUUUACUAUUCUGAUUUCACACUCUCACUCGUUUUGUAUCAUUUGUUGUUUUAUGCAUGUUAUAAAUUGAUGAAGGAGGGUUAUAUUUAUCAGGCAGUGGUAUUGGCAUUCAUUACAUCCUUCAUAUUUUACAGGGUCAUGUUGUUCAUUCAUGAAUCUGUUCAUCAAUCUCAAAAUUUGCCCAAUUUUGUAAAGUAUUACAACCUUGUGAAUGGAUUCCCUAACAAGGUUCCUCUCUAUUGCUACAAACCACAUCUGACACAUCAUGAUCCAAAAGUCUAUGGUCAAGCUAACGAUCCAGAAUAUCAGAGCAUCAGUAGUGGUUCAAUAUGGUUUCAUUACCUAUUGGUUCCAGUGAUUUUUCAAUUUCCUGUUGCAGUAUUUACAUGUUUACGUUUUAAUCUAGUUCCAUUCCUUCUACCAUUCAUUGGAAGUAAGGGAAGAGAGUUCAUUUGGAGAUAUGCAUCCACAUUGGCCAUGAAUCCAUUCUUUGACAGAGGUCUCCCAACUGAACAAGAUAAGAAGGAGUGGUAUGUGCAAGACUUUGGAUGUGCAUGUGCAACAACUUGUCAAUUUAUUGCUAUUUACUUUGGAUUUAUUGAAGAUGGUUUGAGUUUUAUGAGAACAACUCUUAUCAUUGUUUACUUUUUGCUUGUUGUGAACAUGUACAGAGCAAUGGCUGCUCACAGAUACUUUGCUGAACCACAUCAACCACCACUCUCUAGAAAACAAAUGAUUUUGGAUUCGGUCAACUAUGCAAGUGAUUCUUGGAUUUGUUUCUUUUGGUUUCCUGUUGGAACACUUUAUCAUGGCUUACAUCAUGUAUUUCCCACAAUUCCAUAUCAUCACCUUGCAAGAGUUCACUCAAUUUUGGUUGAACAUUUGAGAAGGAAUGAUCCUUCCCAUCCCUAUUUAUGUACUGUGAUUGAAAGUUAUUGGGAAAAUGUGAGAGCUCAAAUCAACUUGAAAUUGUAA
Molecule: messenger RNA, 1086 nt
Organism: Naegleria gruberi
Lineage: Eukaryota; Heterolobosea; Eutetramitea; Acrasida; Naegleriidae
Exons: 1
Coding region: 1-1086 (361 amino acids)
Biological process (GO): lipid metabolic process
Source: RefSeq, a predicted model, not a curated record